GCCCUCCCGCGCCGGGGUCGCCGCAGUCCCCGCUGCCCCCGGCUCCCUCCUCGGGCGCCCCGGCCUCACUCCCGCCUCGGAGCGCUUCGGGGGGGCCGCGGGGGGCCGAGGUGGGGGCCCCGGGCACCUCAGCCCUCCGGACCCGCAGGCGGCCCCGACUCCGGAGCCGGAGCGCAGGGGAAGGCGAGGACCGACCGGGCGGCCGGCGGAGGGGCGGGCGCCGCUCAUCAGCCACGCCAGGCACGUCUGGGCCGCCCGGCCGCCUUUUCCUCCUCUCCCCCUCUGCUUCCCCCCUCUCCCCUCGGCGAGGGCAGAGUGGCCGCGGCGGCGCCAUGCCCGGGCCGGAGUGAGUGGCGCGGGCGAAGAUGGCGUACAUCCAGGGCAGUUGGAACCUUUGAACGAGGGUUUUCUUUCUAGAAUCUCUGAUCUGCUGCUGUGCAGAUGGACCUGCCGGCACUGCUGUCAGAAGUGUUACGAGUCCAGCUGUUGCCAGUCGAGUGAGGAUGAAGUUGAAAUUCUGGGACCUUUUCCUGCCCAGACUCCUCCCUGGCUGAUGGCCAGCAGGAGCAGCGACAAGGACGGGGGCUCCGUCCACACAGCCAGUGACGUCCCGCUGGCCCCGCGCACCAACUCCCCAGAUCGAAGAUGCUCGUCCUCAGACACGUCCAAGUCUACAUACAGCCUGACCCGGAGGAUUUCAAGUCUGGAGUCCAGGCGGCCCAGCUCCCCGCUCAUCGACAUUAAACCCAUCGAGUUUGGCGUCUUCAGCGCCAAGAAGGAGCCCGUCCAGCCCUCGGUGCUCCGGCGGACCUACACCCCCGACGACUACUUCAGGAAGUUCGAGCCGCACCUAUACUCCCUCGACUCCAACAGCGACGACGUGGACUUCCUGACGGACGAGGAGAUCCUGUCCAAGUACCAGCUGGGCAUGCUGCACUUCAGCACCCAGUACGACCUGCUGCACAACCACCUGACGGUGCGCGUCAUCGAGGCGCGGGACCUGCCGCCACCCAUGGCCCAGGACGGCGCGCGCCAGGACAUGGCCCACUCCAACCCCUACGUCAAGGUCUGCCUGCUGCCCGACCAGAAGAACUCCAAGCAGACCGGGGUCAAGCGCAAGACCCAGAGGCCCGUGUUCGAGGAGCGCUACACCUUUGAGAUCCCCUUCCUGGAGGCGCAGAGGAGGACGCUGCUGCUCACCGUGCUGGACUUCGACAAGUUCUCCCGCCACUGCGUCAUCGGGAAGGUGUCCGUGCCCCUGUGCGAGGUGGACCUGGUCAAAGGCGGGCACUGGUGGAAGGCGCUGAUCCCCAGCUCCCAGAAUGAAGUGGAGCUGGGGGAGCUGCUUCUGUCGCUGAAUUAUCUCCCAAGUGCGGGGAGGCUAAAUGUUGACGUCAUUCGAGCCAAGCAACUUCUUCAGACAGAUGUGAGCCAAGGUUCAGACCCCUUUGUGAAAAUCCAGCUGGUACAUGGACUCAAACUUGUGAAAACAAAGAAGACAUCCUUCUUACGAGGCACAAUUGAUCCUUUCUAUAACGAGUCCUUCAGCUUCAAAGUUCCCCAAGAAGAACUGGAAAACGCCAGCCUAGUGUUUACAGUGUUCGGGCACAACAUGAAGAGCAGCAACGACUUCAUCGGGAGGAUUGUCAUCGGCCAGUACUCGUCCGGCCCCUCGGAAUCCAACCACUGGCGGCGGAUGCUCAACACGCACCGCACGGCCGUGGAGCAGUGGCACAGCCUGCGGUCCCGGGCCGAGUGUGACCGCGUGUCCCCGGCCUCGCUGGAGGUGACCUGAGGCCGCAGGGAAGGCACUGGUCAAAUGUAAAAAGGAAAAAAAAAAAAAAAAGAAAAAGAAAAUUUAAGACAAAAAAAUGUGUCAUCAUGUCAUCUACCUAUUCACACACACACACACACACACACACACACACACCAAACCCUCUCGGACCUGAGAGGAUGCUGACUAUUGAUCACGAAAUGGCCAUCCUCGGUGAGCGAGGCCCGAGAACUUUCCGGAAGCCCCAUCCGUGUGCAGUGAGUAAGUGUGCGCUGCUAUGAGGCAAACUGGCAGUGCUUGCUCUUGCUGACCCCGCCCCCCCCCGAAAAAUGCACUUUCAACCAUCAAGCCGGAGCAAGGGGGAGCAGCCCCAAGAGGAACUCUAAGGAGAAUGGGCCAGUGUGGGCGAGGCCAGACCCCCACGCCCAAAACACCCACACCCACCGCUGCCUGGAGCGGCUGCCGUGCCCCGGUGCUCCCAGCCCGGCACCUUCCCCCCAGAGCGGAAGCCCUUUGUCUUUCUAUUUCGGGGGCGUGGUGGAGAGAUUAGACCCUUUGGAGACCCAGUCAGCAGCAAACAGCAAACAGACUGCAGCGAGAGGAGCCUCUCCCACUUCACUGAACGGCUCCUGUGUUCGCUGACCCCGCCCGGGCACUCCCUGUGGGUGUGCCCCCGCCAGUGACCCUGUGUGCCCUUGUGUCCUCUCGGCGAGAAAUGGAGUGGCCGGGACCUCCGCCCUGAGCCUUCCCACUCUGCCUCUCCCCUCAGUGCAAUUUCACCUCGUGUCCUGUCGGUCAAGACCCCGCCUUCACUAAUAGUAGCGUGUACGUUUGUCAGGAAAAUAGAACACGGUAGAGCAAAAGCAGCAUUUUUUUUUUUUCCGACCAAAUCCUGGUGGCGUAGACCCCAGAGGACAGCGACCUGGGUUAGAACGGCCCCGGCCCCGUACCCUCAUCCAGGAUCGCUCCUUCCUGUCCUAGCUGAGGAUCUCCCGUAUCUGUGUGAACCAAAGUUCUUUCUCUCGUGCUGAGGAGCUAGCGUAGUUAGAGUAGGAAUCUCUGUUGGAUGCUUCUGUAUCUUUUCCCACAGCAUAUCGUCCGGGAUGCUGGGGAGCCGUUUGUUGAAAUUAAAGAUUAUUUAUUUGUGCCAUG
This is a messenger RNA of Pipistrellus kuhlii (Kuhl's pipistrelle), 2926 nucleotides long. It is a transcript of the gene SYT17, whose product is annotated as synaptotagmin 17. The transcript is spliced from 8 exons. NCBI's taxonomy places the organism in Eukaryota, Metazoa, Chordata, Mammalia, Chiroptera, Vespertilionidae. The record is from RefSeq and is a predicted model, not a curated record. Gene Ontology annotation, biological process: calcium-ion regulated exocytosis; cellular response to calcium ion; regulation of calcium ion-dependent exocytosis. Bases 554 to 1795 code for a protein of 413 amino acids. Gene Ontology annotation, molecular function: clathrin binding; calcium-dependent phospholipid binding; syntaxin binding. Gene Ontology annotation, cellular component: membrane.